AUGGCGUUUCAAAGUGAUUUGAAACCUCUUAUGAAUGGGUACCCAUUGUACCCUGUCAAAGGGUUGAGACCAUCAUCACUGCGCAAAUCAUCCUCCGCCAGCAGCAGCAGCAUCAACAACGCCUGUCCCCCGCCGCCGCCCACGCCGCACCAAGUAAUCCCCGCCAGCAGCAGCACUCCGCCCCACACCCAUCCGCAGUCGCAUCCGCAUCCAUAUCCGCACCAUCCGCAGUACAAGGAGCACCAGCACAGGCGCAGCAGCACCUCCAGUCACACCAGCCACGCGGAAAACUCGAGCGGCUUGGCCACCAAGCCGGCCAUCAAUUUGCUCGGCAAUCACCUCCAGGCCAACUACUUUGAGUUCCCGCCCACCGUUCCCGGCCAGGCGUUGUUGCACCACAGCGGUCGCACCGCAGUAUCCACGCCCUCGCUGAACUUGCAGCACCAUCCCAGCUCCACGUCAGCAUCCGCAUCCAAGUCCACAGUCGGUGGUCAGUACAGUUCGGCAGUUGCAAAGGCAGCUGCCUCCACAGCCUGCGCGCUCCUUGCCACGUGCCACGUGUCCAGAGAUUCCGAUCCCGAUUCCCCCCGCCAUCAGCAGCACCAGAUACAUCAGCACCAGCACCAAAACCCGGAGGACCAGCCGCCAACCGCAAACAAAAUGGGUCGACGCGAGAUAAAGCGCUCCAAUACCAGUGGCUCCACCACCAGAUCCUACGACAGCGGCAGCGCAACCACAAACUUUGUGGGCAAAUUCACGCAGAGUGUGCGGCGAAUCGUGCAGGAUGUGAAGGACGAGGGGGCGCCCAGUGGCAUGACGCGGGACGAGGUGAUCGAGACCAACGAGCGGCUGCGAUCCCUGCGACUGCGCCUGGAGGAGUCCUACGAAACCGCCAAGAAGGCCCUGAUCAACCUCAUGAACAAGUACGGCGACUCCAAGAGCCAGCGCAACAUCUUCCAGCGCUACCCCAUGCUCAAGCUGAUGAUAAAGGAAGUCAUCCGCCUGGAGACCCAGUACUGGACCCUGGUGGACAUCCCGCGACAGGAGAAGCAGGAAACUGUGCCAUCCUACGUGAUGAGGGCAUGCUCUAUUAUGGAGAAGACCCAGAAGUCCGGCGAGGGGGUAAAGACAUCUGCCCGCUUGGCAGAGGAGGCGGCAGAGCGGCGGGAGCGGAUGGAGAGACUAGAACAUAUGACUACAGCCCAAAUCGAGCAUGAGAACACGCAGCUUAUAAACGACUUGUACCGCUUGCUGAAGAAGUAUCUGGGCUUGCGACACCUCAUCCGAGUGCUGAAGGAGGAGUACGGCAGCUCGAAGAUGUACCCGAUAUUCCCACGCUACACCAUGCUGAAGGACAUGAUAAAGGGCAUCAUGCACGAUCCGGACUACAUGGAGGUGUGCCACGAGACGCUGGCCAACGCCAACUGAGCCGAGGGCACCGGAAAUGGCAGGCGUCGCAUGAGUGUCAUUUAAGAGGGCCCAAAAACUAGUAGCAAUACCAAUACAAACAGCAGCACACACGAAGGGAGGCCCCGGGUCCCGUGACCCAUGACCUCGACUCGUGUGUGCAUGUAUGCUGAAUUCGCAUGCGAAUUUCUGAGUGAUUCCAGGAGUGUUUUAGAAAUUUCCGAACAGCUUCUCGCUCCGCCGCGGCCGGCGGAUGGGAGUGUCCUUCACAAAUCUCUUUCGGCCCUUCUUCUAGCCAACACUCAAAGGCAAGCCAAGACAAACUAAUCAACUAACCAACUAACUAACUAUACCCAGAGCCCAACCACCCACCUACCACCACCAACUGAACAAGGAACUAUUUACACUACAUUAUCGGAUACAAACACUUGGAUACUCUUCGGCACUAAAGUGCCAGCAAACAAACUAAAAGGCAUUUAUUUUAAUGAACUUUUGAGAGGAAUACCAUGUAAAACCUACAAGAUACAAAAUACAAGACACAAGAUAUUUACCUAUAAAAAUAAACUAGUGAACAAAGCGCUCAAGAACGAUGAACCAGAAUAUCAAAUGGAAAUCAAACUUUGUGUAAUUUGUAUGUGCUACUUACAACAAACUGAGCCUAGUAUUAUAUAAACCAAGGAAUAUAUACAUAUAAUGUGAAAUAACCACACUAAUCUACAGCAGUUGAUAGGGAGCAUUGAAUGGAGAUGGCCAAUGACAUUAAGAUAACUCUCCGUGUUGGCCUGACUUUUGGAUUUUCAUUUCCUAAGUAAAGAACUGGUCGUUAGCCACUAGCAGAAUAUUGUAACAAUUACCGAAGUGUAUCAGAUUAUAUUAACUAGACCCGCGCCUAGAUGUAUUACUUACCUAGUUAGACAAUAUAAGGGAAAUAUUCCCAAUCGAUGUGAGCCAGUCUCGACACCUUUUAAGGAAACACCAAAAGUCAUAUCCUGUAAACCCAUUGUUGAUUUCCAGUUUUGCCAGUAUUACCCCUACUAUUAGUAACAAGUAAAUGCUUUAUGUGUGUAUCGAAACGUUCAGCUUUAAGUCCUCUUCGCAAACAAGCCGAAAUGCAAAUGUGUAUUUCGUAAAUUCAGUUGAGAUGUGUGUGUUCAUGGCUUUGUUGUUGUACAUACCUGGUAGCUUUGUAAUCCCCCGACUCAAGGACAUAAUGCAAACACUCGAAUACAAAAGACCAAAGGAAAACCUAGACGAGCUUACAACUUUUUACGAGAGCUAGAAACCCGCAAUUUUCAUUUAUGUUACUUUUCGAUGGGAAAUCUAUUUAUUUACUGCUCCAAAAGGUGGCAAUUCGCAGGAGUUCUCGCCACAAAAGAGAGGAGAAACCCUUCCUUACUACUAACUAUAACUCUACUGACACACCCACCGAUACACAGAGCAUACAUAUCUGAAAAUGGGCAAAUCAGAAUCAGAUUCGAAAAGCCGCAGCUAUCAAUGAAAGUGCAAUUGAGUGCAUGAAUUAGUCGAACAAUUGUUUGCCUGUCCAUUAUAUGCUUCGCAGCCUCCGAUUGCCGGUUAAUUUACCCCUUUAAAGUACGCAUUAUUUAACCGCCCGCCUUCCCCAGCGAAAGUAUAGCAACCCUAUGACAAAGCUAGCCUUCAACAACCAAAAGCAAAAAAAGAGCUGCCUCGGCAGGAAAACAUUUAUAGUAAAUAAAUAAAAAUAGAUAAUUGUUGGAAGAAUAGCAAAUUAAUUAUGCAAAAUCCAUACUCUAGAGCGAACUAACAAAAUUUCAUUUAGAUGGUUAGGCCUAAGCGAUGAGUUCCGUUGUUUGUGUAGUUAAAUGUUGAGCAUUAAAUUUGAAUUUGAAAAUGUUGUCGCAAUUUGCAUAUGACGAGGGGGUACAAAUGAUAAAAAAAAAACACCCGAUAUAUAAUAUGAAAACAGAUAACACACAACUAUGCAAUUAUAGCUAAACUAAUUAAAACUAAACUGCAAUGAUCAGGUAUUAAAGUUAUGAAGUUUAAUCAAAAUAAAUUAACAAAUGAGUGCGUGAGCGUGUGUGCGUGAAUGAGGCCAGGACUAGCGCAUUGCAAUAUAGGAUACAGAUACAGGAUGAAACACUUGGGGAGGCAAACAUAAAUACUAUAGUUAUAUAUGGUAAUGGUAUUCGUAUUAUUAUACAACUUAUACACGAUAAACAACAACAUAUACAUACAGACCCACAUGAGGAAACAUGGGCAGUCCGUACUCCUACAAACCAACAACUUCGUACAAUUUUACCUUUUCAACAUCUCAGUGUCUAACAAAAAGCAUUAAAUGUAUCUCCGCAAGGAAGUUACCAAUAUAUUGGAUGUAUCAGUAAAAAUAUGUGUCAAGACACCCGAUAAUAUGAGCAAAUCGAUAAAUAUACUGAUAUGCAAAAGGAAAA
Molecule: messenger RNA, 3839 nt
Organism: Drosophila biarmipes
Lineage: Eukaryota; Metazoa; Arthropoda; Insecta; Diptera; Drosophilidae
Exons: 6
Coding region: 1-1428 (475 amino acids)
Source: RefSeq, a predicted model, not a curated record